GAAAUGCAAGCUAUUAAACAUCUACGCCCUCUAGUAGAAUUCAACAUUUAUACAUGUUAUAAGUGCCAGAAUACAAUUUAGAGACACCCGCAGAUGUAUUCCUAUGGCGAUGCACAUGGAACCUUCGUGCAUUCCAUGAAAAGCGGGAUAUGGUCUCCAGUAAAAAUUGAAGAAUGUAAAAAUCAGACACAUUGCUUUUCCCUAAAAGUAUAUCAGUGAUAAAAUUCUAUGCACAUUUUUACUAUAACAUUCUUCCUGCAUUUUUAUCAACUAACUUUUAUUUUAUUUUCACUCACUUUAUCAUUUUUCAGUUCUAUCCCAAACUCGGUGAAAAUGAACAUGUUGAAAAAUUUCAUCCAGACUGUGGGCGAGUAGCUUUAAUGUCAGACAAUAAAACACGCAUUUUAAAUACAAAUGCAUUAUUUGAUAUCCACGAAAUGCGUUAAACCUCUGGAGAGAUGUAUAUUAAAACAUAAUUCAUCGGAUGAUGUUUUAUACACAUUUGUACACAAUAAAUGCAGUGAUGCACUGUUAUUAUGCUGGGAUAUUAAUCGCAUUAAACUGCUCUUAGGGGAAGUAUAUCAUCAUUAUAGUCAUCAGAAGUGGACAGAAAAUGCUCAAUCAAUACUUCCUUCCGCAUGAAAGCGACAUUUAUCAGCAAUGACUUAACCAGAUAGCUUGUGAUAAUAUUAAUUCAUAAAACAAACAUGGGGAAUUGUGCAGCUAUUUCUGAAUCUAUAGAAUGGAAAUUUGUUGGAAGGGAUAAAGAUCUGACAAACAUGAAGGAACUUCUAUCCAAGAAAAAAUCAGUUCUUGUUUUUGGAAUGAAGAAAAUUGGAAAGUCACGAUUUAUUGAAGAAUUGUACAGACAGCUGUGCGGAAGUGAGAUUUAUAAAUGUGUGAUCAAGGAUUUUGAAUCUGACGACAUAGAAUCAGGUCAUACGAUAUAUAAUUGGUUUAUCGAAUUCUUGACAUCCAUAGAUGCGCAUGAAGAAACAAAACGUUUCGUAAACCAAUAUCCAUCAAAAACAAUCGCAUGCAAUUCAUGUGAAAAGUGCCAACUACCUGACAGAGACAAGUGUUCAAAACGGAACGAUCUGGUAGAGAAAGCUAUCAAUUCCUUAAUAGAUACCUUAGGCAAAUGUAAAAGUGAAUAUGUGCUUUUCUUAGAUAAUAUCGACAAGAUUAUGGAAAGCCCAUUAAAAGACAAUUUUCUACAUUUUCAUCGUCAAUCACUAAGAUGCCCUAAAUUGAGGACAGUCCUUGCAUCAGCCAACAAACCGAAACAAACGACAAAAGGUUAUGGAUCUAUUGAACUGAAACCGUUAGAAAAAGAAGCAAUUCUGAAAAUACUCUUCGAAACAACUGAACAAAGGGACAACGAUUCAGACGACGAGGAACAGUGUAGCAAAACUGUGACAUAUUCAGCAGAAUCCACGGUAUUCAAGGAAGAAAACGAACCGUAUAUUGAAGCUAUUGUGGGUUUAUGUGAAGGGCUUCCCUUGGCGGCUAUUAUGUCAGGUAUGUUGUUGACCGAGGAUGAUUGCUUACUGACACCUGCGAACCUUGUAGAAAUUCUAAUUUGCAUGCGACUAACGAGUCUCAGCCCAGACAACUGUCCGCCAGAUGAUCGCUUGGAAAUCUACAAAAAUCCAAUGGAAGAGGUAAAGGGGGUUGCAACAUUUUUCAACUGCCUGAAUGAAAAUAUGACUGGCACCGAGUUUAGUAUUGACAAAGCAGUAACCGUUGCAACUGAUGCAUCAGGGAAUAUCGAAACAGAAGCUAUGGUGAAACACAAUAUUUUGAAGAAAGCUUUGGAUAGGUCUAUCCUGUCUAUAAAAUCAAUGUCAGGGGAGCAGCAGCUGAACUGGCAUGGUAUAUUCCGGGAAUGUCAGGCAGCACUAAAAGCUAUAGACAGUAUACCUUCUGGCAAUGACACUGCCUCUGUGAAAGACAUGGUUUUGAAAUUCAUGAAAGAAAACGUUGUUAAAGCUGGACUAGAGUUUGGUGAGGAAAUACUGAGCAAACCAAAAUCUCUAGAGCUUGCCAUCAGAAGUCUCUCUUGCAAGGAGAAAUCUCCACCACCAAUACAAGUGGAAGACGAUGAGAAGAUAAAAAUGUCUAUACUUAAGGAACAUCAUUUGGCUAGCCAGAAGGUUGGCACAAGUGAGUUUGAGACAGAACAGCUAUCACUUAUGAAGGAGCAUAAAAGGGUAGAACAUCACAAAUCUGUGGAAAACAGUCCGCCUAACGACUCCCGAAAAAACAAGAAACUGGCCACUCGGUACUCAGUUUCUGAGGGUAGUGAUAGCAGUGAUUCCGAUAGUGUGAAUUUACAAUUCACAAAUAUUGACCUUAGACAAACAGAGGGUUCGAUGAUGAAUGAUGUUAACGGGAUUACAAACGGGCUGCACUCCAGAAGUCCACCUCCAUACACAAGUCAACCAGGACCCUUGGAGACAACAGCACCCUGUCAUAACCAGAAUGGUGGAAACGGAAAUCAAUUUCGACCUAUUAACACUCAGUUUGCAGUGAACUCUGUAGGAGAGCCUCCGCCUGGAUACGCUUUAACUGACCCAAUCCGUUCUGUUCAAGGUUUUGCCCCAGAAACGAGACGACAACACGCUGAUAACGAUUUGCCACACAUGCACUCUGAUUCAGUUAACAUGUAUGACAUUCGAUCGCGUUCCUUGCCAUCAGUCAACAGCCCAUCGUAUAAUUUCCAAGUCAAACAACAAAAUACUCGAGAAAACUCUUAUCAGGUGAGCUAUAAUGACAAUCCAAAUUUACAUCGAGCAGUAUCAGAUCCAACUUUUAAUCGUCCCGUGAACAAUGCAGCUAGGCAGCUAGUGGAUUCUCCGAGGAGAGAAGUGGACACAUCAGUAAGCGACUCUUUGACAGGUCCGCCAGCAAUGAAUUACAUUCCACCGAAUAUUCAGGUCCGUAAAAUGGUUCACAGUCAUCAGGCGGAUGGGCAUCAUGCCACUCAACAUCGGCGUGUACACCCAAACACAGAUAUGAGUAGGCAAGCUUCAGGUCUCCGGAUAGCUGAACAGAAGGUGCCCAUUACAGACACGCAUGUGGACCAUACAUCCGUCCAAUCAGCUUUUUCUUCACAAGGACCAGCAGACAUUUCAUAUAAGCAGUCGCUCAAUGACGAUCUCCAUGUCGAUCAGGAAAAUUUCAACCAGGUCUCGCAUAUUACAUCAUUUCAAUCCAACGGUUCAUAUAACCAAGUUACACAUUUUGGAGAGUCGUCACAAUGGCAGGUGCAAUCAUUUGGAAAUAAGUUAUCAGUAACCAGCAUCAAAAAUGAAACAAAGAGACGAUCUCCAACGGCCAUAGUCAGUCCUAUGCCUAAGCGCCGAUCUCCGCCUAAUGUCAACAAACCGUUACAGAACGAACCAGGGAUCCCAACUGUGACGCCGUCUGAAUGAUCUAAUAAGGUUUAGACAAAAUAUUAAAGGAAGACACAAUAGAUAGAAAAAUAGUUUGAAAGAAAAUAGAUACAAUCGUGCUGUGUCUAACAUAGAAAGGACGAUGUGAGUGGUUAACACUAUGUAACUGAAAACGUCUCAAGGUAAACAAAAUGUAUUCCAGCAAGAUACUGAAAGAUGUUUAAAUGUGCAAAAAAUAGUAAACGUCGAACUCUAGUCAGUAGAUGGAGGAGUACAUUCUCAUAACAAUAUCGAUGCACUUUGAAAUAGAUGUGCAUGUAUAUUUGUAUAAAAUAUGGCAGCUACUGUUAAAUUAGAAUUUACUCACUGCCGUAAUAUUAUUAUGUAUAUAUUAUUGUCGCUAAAUGUAUAGUUUUAGAAAUGCAGUAAAAUCUUGUAUUAAUUAAUUGUAACACGGCGAAGAGGUUAUACGUCUCGCAUAGUUAUCUUGCGAUGCUGUCGUCACGGUGAUUUAUUGUGUGGAAUAUGCAUAGCUGAUUCAGAGUGUUUAAGUUAAUAAAACCACGUUUCUGUCAUGUUGUGUUUUAAUUUGGAUACGUCAGUGGAUCAAAUACGGUCUUGCUAGGUUGAGAUGACGUCGCCGUUGUCAUGUUUUAUUUUAUAUAACGUUAGAAUUCAUGACAAUUUAGGAAUCGUGAGUCUUCCAUGAUAACUUGCCAUAACUAACUUGUGAAAAACUUUACCACCAUAAUAUUUGCAGUCAGGGUUUGCAUUGCUACAUAUACAGUUUUCUUAAUUUGUUUUAUUUACUCAUUCGUGGUUUACCUCAAAACGAAUCUCAUCUGUAAAUAGUAUUUAAAUCUAUAUGCAAAUCUUGCUUAAAUUUCACACACUGAUUUUUAACGUUUUCAAACUAGAUAUUAUUAGUAUGAAUGCGUCUCAUUGUUACAUUUUUCCGAAGUCUUGAAUAACUUUUGCAGUUGAUUAUCAGAAAUUACAGGAAAUCUUGCAGAUCAGGCAUUUAUUCAAUUUUAGAAUAUCAAGUAGAUAUUGCCAAGAUUUAUGCCAUUUUUGUAUGUACCAUAAAAAGGCACUUAUUUGUACAUAACUGUGUCAUUGUAAAUAUAUUUCUGUUCCAAUAUUUUUAACAUUAUGUUAAUGGUUACAAUUAAAAUUCUAUAGGUGAUGUGAUGUUAUGCUAAUGAACAUGUCAACUAAGUAGGAAUACAAUAUACAGCCAUAAACAUACAUGACAAGGAUCCAGUAGGAAUUUCUAAGCCACUAGUUCAUUGAAAUAUAACGAUAAUAUUUGUCCCUGUGAGAAACAUCAGCACUACAUCAUUGUCAUUAACCAGAGAAAAAUAAACUGUCUAGGAAUUCUGAAUUAUGCAUUUAAUUUACAUGUCUCAAAAAUAUGUUUGUAAUUGUAAUUGAAGUAACUUUCAUAGAACUAGCUAAAAACGUCAUGAUGUUUCACGUGAAGUUGUACGUCAAGUAAAAGUUGUCCACACCAUUGAAAGACAUGCUUCUUUUGUUUGUUUUACGUCCUAAAACUAACAUCAAAUUAUAUACUUCAGCUACGGAUACCCGAGACCCUAAUAUUAUACAUGGUGUCCAUUCGCAGAUUUUCUUCAUACGUUGAGCUUACGUUUAUUAUACAGCAUAGUGUACGUGUAUCUUAAUGCCAUGGUAAUAAACUGGUCACAUGGGUUGAUAAGAUAAAAAGAAAUCGUUAAGUUAUAUAUAUAUUUAUAUAUGUUUAUAUAUGAAAGUGUAACUUUUCAAUUGUGUUUUUUGUUAUUAUAAUUCUUAAAUAGAUACAUCUUGCCGAAUAGUUCGUGUAGAACAUUAUCUCUUUUCAUACCAUGAAUUAUUAUAACAAUGUUUACUUGCAUUCUCAUGACACAAAUAACUGCGAUUGCAAAGGUAACCGUUUUUUUUUUUACAUUUCUUUCUUGCCAUUUUUUAAAAUCCGGUUUGAAAAUAUUUAUUAUGUAUUUUAGUGUUCCUGUUGUACUGUAGAAACACUUUACAACUUUGAGUUUUGUUCUUAUGGCAUUUUAUAAAAUCUGACAGUUUAUAAAUAUUUCGUAGAAAGGUGCUUUUACUUAAAUUACUUGUAUUACAGCUAAUUAAUUUACUUCAGUUACUUUAGUUGAGUUAGUAAUUACUUUUGCUUUAAUUAUAAAAUUUCUGUAUUAUAAAAUAAACUUGGUUGUACAUUUUCCAAAGUAUUUUAUUGUUUUUAAUGUAAUCAGAUGAGUUUGUAGAAUUGAUUAAUUGGCAUAAAGUGUAUCAUUAUUAGUAAUGCGAUAUUAUGUAUGAUACAUAGCAGUGUUUUUUAGGAAUAAUAUGAUGAAUGGUUCGAUUUAUCAUUUUAUGAGAAAGAAAUACAAGAAAAGCUGGCAAUCUGUAUCCUAGUUACAGUGAAAUCCUAAGGAAUUCAUAUUACAGAUAGAGAAUAUAAACAUGCCUUUUUGCACAAUUGUUUGUUUUGAAGGCAAACUAUUUUUGGAUAGGUUUUGAAUCUUUCUUGAAAAGUAAAAAUUAACUUUGUUACAGUUUGUGACUUAAAAUAUAUAUAAAUUGUUUUGUCGACAUUAUACAGUACCGUAUUCAAAGAGGAAAAUGCUCUAAACUAUAUCCGAUACAAGCAUGUUUUUGCAAGUUAUCAAUAUAUCUUUGGAUUUAUAAGCAUUAAAUGUGUGUAUAUUUGUGCUGAUGAGUUCAAAACAAUAUGUUUAGGGUUGUAUUGUUUUUUUUUUGACAAGGCAUACAACACAAAUCUAUACAACGCAUUUUUUUCAACGAUUGAAGUCGUAGUCUUAGCAACUUUUAAAGCAGAUUUGCCUGUUUGAAAAUUCUUCCAUCGUAUUAAAAGCAUAACUGUGUAACUUCAUGAUAUUUUUGAAAAGUGGUGCCAUAUGUGUAUAUAUUCUUUUUUUCCUUAAUAUAUGUAAAGAAGUAGAUAUGCUUUAGAUGUUUAUUGCUAUGGUGCACAUUGUGUAGGUAAACAUUGUUUUACCAGUUGUUAAGCAAUUGAGUAGGAGUUAGAUGUACGAGGAGGUCAUAUUUCCGAAUUAUGAAAUGUAGAAUUCGGAAAGUGUUUUCUUCCUCGCUUGGUGCUCAGCAUUAAGAGGGUAGUUCUAGGACUGAUCAGCCCGGUGUCAGUGGUGCCAAUGUGACUGGGUGGGGUAUCAUGUCCCGUAUCUGUGGCUUCAUAUUCCAGUGAGGCAGCACUCUUCAAAUUUGUUGAAAAAGACGCUUAGCCCGAACACGCACACACUUAUGCACUGGGAGAAGGGAGACAGAGAGAAUUUUAUAGCUGCCAAAAAAUAUUUGUUGAAGGUAGACAAAGACAUAUACUCGACAUACAAAUUGUAAUCACUUUUGGAUAAAAGGGUUAUAUGAAGCAACGAUUUGUGUUGUUAAUAGAUCUCAAUCAUAAGUACAAGUUUCGACAUAUACUUAGUUGAAAUGUAUUUUUUUGUGUAUUUUGGACCAGAACAAGACAUUUCAAACAGGAGGGCAAAAUGACAGUAUUUAUUUUUUUUAUACAAAACUCUUGCUAUUUGACACGUGCGUCUGUCAGUCCGUCCGUCCGUCAUAUUUAGUGUCCGGAGUAUAGCUUUAAAACCAUUCAAUAUACCGACUUCAACCUUUACAUAUAGGUAGGUGGUGAUUAGACGAUGCGAAGAAUAACCCAGGUCGGUAGGUCAGAGGUCAAAAUCACAAAGUGAGCUGAAAGGUGAAAUCUGACGUCAGAUUUGAGUCCAGACAAUUAUAUUUCAAAAGCACUCAACCCUCAACCCCAACAAUUACCACAUUACCUCCAUCCCCACAACAUGCUCACAUACAACAAAUUUACUACAUUGUGCUGAAUGAUCAAAUAAGCUGUAAGCUGGCAUGGAUAUAUAGCUAUAUCCCAACUUUGUGGAGCGCCUGUUAUAGGUUGUGUAAUUAUCUCUUAUAAAAAAGUUUUCUGAAGGAGUCAACAUACAACUGUUUCUGCAUAAACAUUGUUGACGUUAUACGUUGCACCUGAUGCAGUAUGAGAAAGGUGUAGUGAAACUUUUCGAUCUGUAUAUGUCAAGCAAGCAAACAAAAAAAACGAAAUAAAUGAUGUGUUUGAUUUAACUGUCGAAUAUUGUGAAGGAAAUAAUUACAUUGAUGAGAGGAGGAAAUUGUAUUAUAUACAGGAUGAAAAUUGUUUCAUUUCGUCUAGAGAGCAACCAUAGCCUAAAAUAUAUACUCUUUUGUCGAUAUACGAUAUGUUGACUCCUUCAAAACAGUGGAAAUUAUUUCAUGUAAAAUAUGACGUGGAUUCAAUAUUGUAUUAGUUCUUUUUACAUGUAUAACAUAUGUUUAAGCAACUUGUAUAUAGAUAUGAAAUAUUGACAUAUGCUUGUGUAUAUAUAGUGGGGAGAUAAUUAAUAUUUUUUUUAUUUCAUAAAGUAACAUGUGUUCACUUAUUAUAUUGCUAAAGGUUUAUUAUAUGGUUCAGCAUGAAGAGUUCCUUUUUGUCUAAACACGUGACAGACGUCUAAAGUCAGUUAUGUCAGUAUUCAGGUCUUUAAUUUAAAACCACAUUUUGCCAGUUUGAAAUGGUGCAGUAUAUUUGUUAUAACGUUUAGUAUGUGCAUAUUUUCAUGAUGUAUGGUCCAGGUAUUGACGGCAUUUUACAUACUUUACUAUCAUUUCCUUUGUCAGUCAUUUCGUAGCUAUUACCAAAGUCAGUGCAGCAUUACCUUUAGUUUGAUAGAAUACUUGAUGAUGUCCAUGUUUUAAUUUCAAAACAGAGUAGACUGUGGAUAUACAUUGUUUCUACGCAAAUGGUACACUCUAAAUAGGCAUUUAUGCUUCUAGAAAUCAUCUAGGGAUAUGGAUAACAUUCGACUUCUUUUGUAUUAUGCUGCACUCAGUGUUUCAGACCUUUUCAUCAUUUUACACAAGAAAAAUGCAAUAUUUUACAAUAGUUCAUUUCGUUUUUUUUAAAAGAUCUCAAUCUGUGUGUAUUUCGUAAAUUAUGAAAGAUCUCAAUUCAACUGAAACGUCUAGACAUAUUUAUGGUAAAAGUUGCAUCAAAUUGUUUAGUUGCAGGGUACUGUUUAUACAUUUGUUUUGAGGAUUACAAAACUAGCUAUAUACAUAUAAUAAUUUACUCGGACAAAAUAGUUCCUUUAUAGCUUCUUCUAUUAUACCAAUAUAAAAGUUUUUAAACAAGUAAUCAAGUCAAAGAAUGAAUUGGACAUUCAUUGUAUGUCCCCUUCUUGUUCGAACUAGAGACUUGCAUCUUAUCGGUCAGUCUACCACAUUCUUGUUCGGUCAAUAACCCGCAAUGUUGCAAGUUUCAGAUUCCAAGGUUAAAGGUCAAAGACAUUUUCAUCUCUGGCCUUUUCUUUUUAUGCAUGUAUUGAUAUUGAGAUAAUUGUGUAUAUAAAGUCGAGUGUUACAUGCAAGAUCCAGACAAUUAGCUAAAAGGUUAUUUACCACGAGAACAUCUCAUAUCCAUGAAUAUAUAUUCUCACACAGUAACCCAUAACAAUAUAAUAAUAUAUUUGUAUUGUUUGUAUUGUUUGGCAAAUGUUUCUUGGUUGUAUUCUUUUCUAUUUUGAUUACAUUGUAUCAUUAUGUAAAAAGAAAAUUAAGGUCGGUCAUUCCAUUUGUUGUACAUAUGUUGUAGUGUGAAUAAAUGCGGAAUAUUUCA
Molecule: messenger RNA, 9105 nt
Organism: Mercenaria mercenaria
Lineage: Eukaryota; Metazoa; Mollusca; Bivalvia; Venerida; Veneridae
Exons: 8
Coding region: 708-3437 (909 amino acids)
Source: RefSeq, a predicted model, not a curated record